UCGCUGUGGAGUAGUUUUCACUUUUUUGCGCGUGUGAGCCCAAAUCCAAAAUCAAAACUUUAAAACCAACAAAAACUCUGAAAUCUUCAGUGUAUAUUCUCGCACCUUUCGCUCUACACUACACCACAACAACAACCAACAAAUAGCAAUAAUUACAAGAUCCGCCACAACAACAACAACAGCAAAACAAUCUCCAAUAACAUCUAAACGAUCAAAUACAAAAAAAAGUAUACAAAAAUUCGCAAAACAAAAAGCAACUAAAUAAAAUAAAACCUGCAACAAAAACUCUAAAACUCUGAACAGAAAAAAACCAUCACUUCAUCUCCUACUUGAACGACUCUCUGACUCGACACUCGAUUGAAAACAAAGCAAACAUAAAACAGAGCUCAUAUCCAAUCCAUACACACCAACCACCACACAUCCUGUGCAAAGAGUCCUCCCGUCACACCCCAAAAGCCUGCCCAAAAGCCUCAAGAAAUUACCAAAAAUCAAAAGAAACGAAACAAUUACAAAUAAUCGACAAAUAAUCAAACAACUAAUCGUAACGGGCCAAGAAAAUUAUUGAAACAAACAACAACCAAAAAAGAAAAGUGCAAAAAAGGAAAAAACCAUAAAACAAAAACAAAAACAAACAGAAGCAGCAGCAGAAAUAUUUUAAUCAACAUUUGUUGCCAAUAAAAUCUGUCAUCAUUGCCGCGUUAACAGAAACCACGGCGUCAGCAGCGAUUGCAGCGCUAAGUAUCAGCAGCAGCUCUCAAGCAUCGCUGGCCGUUAACGCCGCCAAUUCUAAUACCAACACACCUAUAACCACCGGACCGCCGGUGGCACCUCCAUCAGCGUCUGCGUCAGCGUCUCCAGCAGCAGUUGGAGUCGCCUCUGCAUCUGCCACCAUACCAUCAGCAGUAGCAGCAGUGUCGCCAGCAGCAGCAGCAGCAGCAGCAGCAGCAGUGUCGCCGCUAACGGUAAAGAGCGAAAUCGCCACAUCCGAUUCAGCAGCCGAGUCCGAGUCCUCCCCUAUACAAGAUUUAAUCAUGCGCGGAAGCGACGAACUUUUGAGUCAAGCAGCAGUCAUGGCGCCCGCGUCCGACAAUAAUAAUCAGGACCUGGCCACAAAGAAGGCCAAGCUGGAACCUAGCACCGUGCUGGCCGGCGGAAUUGCCAAGGCCUCGAAAGUCAUCCACUUGCGGAACAUUCCAAACGAGUCCGGUGAAUCGGAUGUGAUUGCCCUGGGCGUACCAUUUGGUCGCGUGACAAACGUCCUCGUGCUGAAGGGCAAGAACCAGGCGUUCAUCGAAAUGGCCGACGAGAUGGCUGCCACAUCGAUGGUGUCCUGCUACACAGUGAAUCCGCCACAAAUGCGUGGACGCAUGGUCUACGUACAGUUCUCCAAUCAUCGCGAACUCAAAACGGAUCAGAGUCAUAAUAACUCUGUGGGGCAGAGCGACUACCGCAUUCAGUCGCCGGCCGGCGGCUCUCCGCUGCCUCUGUGCGCGGCCAAUGCCACCAGCAACAAUGCCAACAACUCCGGCGACAGCAACAGCAGCGCCGUUGGAAUUUUGCAGAACAACACCAGUGCGGUGAACAGUGCCGGCAACAAUAGCAAUGCCGCCGGCGGACCCAACACGGUGCUCCGGGUGAUUGUCGAGUCGCUGAUGUACCCGGUAUCGCUGGACAUAUUGCAUCAGAUAUUCCAGCGGUACGGCAAGGUGCUGAAGAUUGUCACCUUCACCAAAAACAAUUCAUUCCAGGCCCUCAUCCAAUAUCCGGAUGCCAAUUCCGCCCAGCAUGCCAAGUCCCUGCUGGACGGGCAGAACAUCUACAAUGGGUGCUGCACGCUUCGCAUUGACAACAGCAAGCUGACGGCCCUGAAUGUGAAGUACAACAACGACAAGUCGCGCGACUUUACGAAUCCCGCGCUGCCACCGGGCGAGCCCGGCGUCGAUCUGAUGCCCACCGCUGGCGGACUGAUGAACACCAACGAUCUGCUAUUGAUUGCCGCCCGCCAGCGGCCCUCCCUAACAGGUGAUAAAAUAGUCAAUGGAUUGGGUGCUCCUGGUGUCCUGCCACCGUUUGCCCUGGGUCUGGGCACACAGCUCACCGGCGGCUACAGCAACGCCCUGCCCAAUCUGGCCGCCUUCUCGCUGGCCAACAGCGGGGCCCUGCAGUCCACGGCACCGGCCAUGCGCGGCUACUCGAAUGUAUUGCUCGUCUCGAAUUUAAAUGAGGAGAUGGUCACGCCUGAUGCUCUCUUUACCCUCUUUGGUGUAUACGGCGAUGUGCAACGUGUAAAGAUUUUGUACAACAAAAAGGACUCGGCACUCAUACAGAUGGCGGAGCCCCAGCAAGCAUACUUAGCCAUGUCUCACCUUGAUAAAUUACGUUUAUGGGGCAAGCCGAUACGUGUCAUGGCCAGCAAACAUCAGGCCGUGCAGCUGCCGAAGGAGGGACAGCCGGACGCGGGCCUGACACGUGACUACUCACAGAAUCCGUUGCAUCGCUUCAAGAAGCCCGGCAGCAAGAACUACCAGAACAUCUAUCCGCCAUCGGCGACACUGCAUUUAAGUAACAUUCCCUCAUCCUGCUCCGAGGAUGACAUCAAAGAAGCCUUCACCUCAAACACUUUCGAAGUCAAAGCAUUCAAAUUUUUCCCUAAGGACCGGAAGAUGGCACUGCUGCAGCUGUCGUCGGUGGAGGAGGCCGUCCUGGCACUAAUCAAAAUGCACAACCACCAGCUGUCCGAGUCCAACCAUUUGCGCGUGAGCUUCUCCAAGUCGAACAUCUAGAAUCCGAUUCGUGGUCAGGUUUACUGAACCUGACUGGGUGCCGGCAGCAGCUAUGUGCACCACCACCACCAGCUACAAGUCUAUUGGCAGCAACAGAUACAAUCUAUUAUUCGUAGUACAAGAAGGAUGCACGCACACUUCGACUGAGGAUUAAGCUCUCAGCAUAGAACCCAAACCAAUCCAGAACCCAUUCGAAUAUCAUCGCAAUCCAAACCAACCCAACCCAACCCAACCCAACCGAUAACCCAACCAGCGGCAACAAUCGAUGUAUGAGCUAUAACCACACAACAGGAAAAACAGAUGAAACUCUAAGCUAGGAUCUGUCCACGCUGUGUUCCGCACUCGUUACAAUCGAAGGGAACAGAGGGGAGGACAAACACCGAGAGUAAUCGUAACUAAAUUUCUAAAGAAAUUUCAAGCAGCAGCAAGAUGGCAGAGUGCUAAGCGUUAAAUAACUAAAGUAUAAACUGAAAUUAUAUAUGAGGAUUUAGCAUUUCAAAUUACGGCGCACGCAGACAAAGCAAACAACAAACAAACAACCCACUAAACAAUCAGCAACAUCGUAUCUUAAGCUUAACUUUAAACUAUAGCUAUUAAGUAAAUUGCAUUGCAUAACAAAAUAACAAAACAAAACAAAACACAAACAAAGAGGUUUAUCGAGAGAGUAGAGGAAAAGUAAAUUUAAAUGAAUGAGACAGUUGAUCGUAAAUUAGAGAUAUUUUUAGUGCACUGUACUGUGUUUUGGUUUUAAAAAACGGCAGAAAGUCAGAACGAAAAGAAAG
Molecule: messenger RNA, 3565 nt
Organism: Drosophila guanche
Lineage: Eukaryota; Metazoa; Arthropoda; Insecta; Diptera; Drosophilidae
Gene: heph
Product: polypyrimidine tract-binding protein 1
Exons: 13
Coding region: 1032-2783 (583 amino acids)
Biological process (GO): regulation of RNA splicing; mRNA processing
Cellular component (GO): nucleus
Molecular function (GO): mRNA binding
Source: RefSeq, a predicted model, not a curated record